Arvicola amphibius (Eurasian water vole) is the source of this 1162-nucleotide messenger RNA. RefSeq names its product CD302 molecule (gene Cd302). The record is from RefSeq and is a predicted model, not a curated record. The transcript has 6 exons. The coding region runs from base 197 to 880 and encodes 227 amino acids. Lineage: Eukaryota; Metazoa; Chordata; Mammalia; Rodentia; Cricetidae. Gene Ontology annotation, molecular function: signaling receptor activity.
GUCCAAAUGAAAAGUUUAUCUUUAAAAGAGAGAAGUUGGAGCCUGCAGCGCGCCAGCCGCUUGGGACUCUGGGCGUCCCAGCUGUGCGACCCUGGCCUCUACUCCCCCGCCUCGAGUGGGAGGCGUCGCGGCGGAGCUCAGAGCUCCGCACGCCCGACAAGCGCCGCCCUCGGCCCGCUCUCGGCGCCGCGCAGUCAUGCCCCAAGCUGCGCUCUCCACGCUCCUGCUGCUGAGCCUCGCCACUGCCACCGUCGCGGACUGCCCUUCAUCCGCCUGGGUUCAGUUCCAAGGCAGCUGCUACACUUUUCUUCAAGUUACCGUCAACGUGGAAAGCAUAGAAGAUGUCAGGAACCAGUGCAUUGGCCACGGAGCAGACAUGAUAAGUAUACACAAUGAAGAAGAAAAUGCUUUUAUACUGGACACUUUACAAAAGCAAUGGAAAGGCCCGGAAGACCUCCUGCUAGGCAUGUUUUAUGACACAGAUGAUGCAAGUUUCAAGUGGUUUGAUAACUCAAAUAUGACCUUUGACAAGUGGGCAGAUCAAGAUGGCGAGGACCUGGUUGACACCUGUGGUUUCCUGUACACCAAGACAGGCGAAUGGAAAAAGGGAAACUGUGAAAUUUCUUCUGUGGAGGGGACACUCUGCAAAGCUGCAAUUCCAUAUGACAAGAAAUAUUUAUCAGAUAACCACAUUUUAAUAUCAACUCUGGUGAUUGCUAGCACAGUAACUCUGACAGUUUUGGGAGCAAUUAUUUGGUUCCUCUAUAAAAGGAACGCUUGCUCUGGCUUCAGCGUCUUCUCAACCACACUGCAAUCGCCUUACAAUGACGACUGUGCUUUGGUAGUUGCAGAUGAUGAAUAUGCUGUACAGCUGGACUGACUUCAAUAUUAUCAAACCAGCGUAUCAAACACCUUGAAUGAUUUCCUGUGCAAGGCUUUGAUAUAAAAGUUACCACAGAAAACUGAAGGUUUUCCCCCCUUAUUUUCGUAAUAUUUUCAUGUAUUCGCUGUGACAAAAUAGUAACGUUUGGUUCAGUUUUUUUAAAAGCAGGUUUUAGAAAAGAAACAACUAUAGAUCUAACUUAGUAGUUUUCUUAGGUAAUUUUCAUUUGAGUAAAUGAAACCUCCGUGUACAAUAAAGCUGCUAAAACGCUGGGUCUUA